UCAUACAUUAAAAAACUGGUAUUAGUAGAAGGUGACAAUGAAAAAAUUAGCCAGAAAGACAUGUUCGGCUAUUUGACAAUUUUAAAGCAAACGAUUAAAAAAUAAUGAGUUCAAAUAAAACUCCCAGAUUUUACCUUCUCAUUCUUUUCCUCUUCGCUUUGUCUUAAAAUUAUUAAAGAAAAAUAUGAAAACACGAAAAUUAAAUGGUAAUAACUAAUUUAAAGUUUUUACUACUAUGCAGCUAAAGUCUGUUAUUCUCCAGGCCCUUCUUGUUGGCUCAACUGUUUUUUCCUUUGCCAGUGCUGCUGCUAGUGUCGAUUGGAAAAGUGAAUGCACUCGCGACGCAAUAACGGAAAAUUGGUGGAAUGUCAAACUCACUCUGGAACCUAGUUUAGCAGCCUUACAACCGAUAGAUCUGGACACCUACAACAAUAGCCGUAGGGGCGCUUGGGGGCCGUCUUUUUAUCCUUAAUACUCCAUACUUGCCCAUCAUCGAUACCCU
Kickxella alabastrina is the source of this 502-nucleotide messenger RNA. RefSeq lists its product as uncharacterized. The record is from RefSeq and is a predicted model, not a curated record. The coding region runs from base 236 to 472 and encodes 78 amino acids. Lineage: Eukaryota; Fungi; Kickxellomycota; Kickxellomycetes; Kickxellales; Kickxellaceae. The transcript has a single exon.